AAAAGAAAAAUAUCGCAGAAAGCCCAUCAUCUAGUGGCUAGCUGAUGCCCCACGUCUGAGAGCUAAACUGACGAGGCCCCCACCCAAAGCGGACUACCCAUACCAAUUAUUAACGUAUAAAUUUAAUAAAAUCGCGUCGAACCGCUUCAGUUGGAUUUUUUAAAACGCGACAGAUACAUUUUAGCUAAACGUUCACGAGAGAUACUUCUCACUAGUAUUGUUGUCUUCAGAUAGACACAGAAGUCCCAUAGCUAAGUAAGACUGAAAAUAUACUUGUUCCGAAAAUUACGAUAUAUCGAAGACUCACCAGCGCAACCUGAGUGCAACAAAUUAAUUGACGUGAUUGUGUCUAAAAUUGUUCAGGAAAAUCUAAAGUGAAGUGUAAUAAUUGCAAACAGAUCUAAUUGGGUGUGAAUUCGUACUAUUUUGUAGAAAGAUAUAUCUUAUUUUUUAUCUUGAAAUCUGUUUGUAAAAAGGACUUAAACAUGAAGGUUUUGGUUGGAUUAUUUCUUGCUGUGGCCGUAUGUUCAACAGUUGGUCUGCCAGCACGCGAUCCUAAUGCAGAUGCAGAAUAUGUAACACAAUCACCACCUGUUGAUUAUUUUAAGGAUUUCAGUGGUGUUGUUGAUACUGGAGUGGAUACGCGUGUUAAUCCAUUCGAAGGCAGUGAAGUUGGACCCGAUGGUUUCUUCAAUAAUAUUUCUGAUUUUAUGAGGCGAUUCCGUGAACGUGUUUUCGGUGGCUGGUUUAAUAGCAUUCCAACAUUGAAUAUCGGCGAGUUGGACCCAUCGAAGGGCAAUUCAACAUCAGUUGUAAAGGUCAUUGAUGGACAUCGGGUUGAAAUAAACGACACCGUUUACACCAAAACCGAUGAAGAUGGUAAUGCAAUUUACAAGGUUCGCGUUGUCAACGUUCGACCAUUAGAAGAAGGAGAAACUUACUCAACCAGCACUGAAGGAGGACGAACCAAUCCACCAGAGGACUCAACUCAAGAAACUAAGGAUCGUGAGCCACUUGACAAUGAGGUCGACGGUUACAGUGCAUCGGAGGUAAAGGAUCUUAACAGCUCAUCUAACAACAACCGUGCCUACCACAACUUUUACCUCUUCCACUUCUAUUUUGCACAGAGCACUACUACUUCUACUCAAUUGCACGAUUCACCAACAACAACAGUUAAAUUUUCAUCUGAAGAUGAAGAAAAUUUAGCGGAAACAACCACCCAUAGCCCAAGUGAAUUCGAAGAGGAGAAACUCGAAAGUGAAAAUAUUUUCGAUAAAUCGAAAAAGUCCGAUGACAGUUGGGAGAAGAAAUUGGAAAAGCUGGAGCUAAAAGAUGCAAACAAACCCAGUCCAAUCUCAUCAGAAGAAAGCAAGCCGGCUGAAAUCGAUGCAUCCUUCAAACCCCUUUCAGACAACAAGGUACCAAAGCAACGCUACGUUUCGCCCCUCCACAGUGAAUUUUCAGAUGAAGAUGAAGAGGAGACUGCCUCUUCAAACCUCGACGAACCCACCGCUGAACGUACUGAAUGGGAUAGCUUCCAAGAUUGGCAUACAAAUCACGAAACAAACAGCAUUGACGAUUUCCAAAGUGUCCCAAUUGACCUUUCCAACGAUAUCGAAGUAAAUCAUAUGCUGGCUGACCAAGGAGCUCCCACUAAUCCCGAUGCGGAGGUUUUCGAGGUACCACAACAAAGUUAUUACCAGCCAGCCCCCGCUUUGGAACCAAUCCGACAGCCUUACAGCUGGUAUCCCUACCAGCCCAACCGAUUUUGGCCGAAAAGGAAAUGAACAAUUUAUCAGGCAAUUAUAAUCCCAACCCCUCUGUCCCGCCUUUGAUAAAUACCUUUAUUACGUGCCUAUCCGCUUUCCAUUUGCGCACGAAGUAAUAAUUCCAAAUUACCAGCCACAUCGUACACAUUCGCCAUCGAUAUUGAACUGAUUCACUACCCUUGUGUGCCUUGAAAAAUGAAUUACGUACAUAUUAGAGCUUCUAUAAAUUAACUUGCCAAAGAAAAUUGCAUGUCGGAAGGAUAUCUACUUGCUUAGUGGAUUGAAACUCAAUAGGUUUGGAUUCCAUGAUAUGAAACUGAGAUGAGGAAGUUGGAGUUAUUGCACUGUAAUGGUUCAGACGCUGUUUGCGCUCUGGGAAUAUUUGUUCCUGUGACAUCGACAACAAAAUAAGAUAUCGUAAUUAAAGAUAGCGGACUGUUGGAGCACGAUUAAAACGAAUUUAAAAUCAAUCGACUGAAUUACGCCACCUCAAUCUAAACUUUGAAAUCAAACGCUAAGAAAAGGAGACGUUCCUUCAUUGAAAUUAACUGAAAGUAAUAUAGAUACAAAAUUACCAUAUUAAAUAGAUAUUUUAGGCACUUUUAUGAAAUGCGGUAGCUUAUGUUUUCAGGUGCUGUCGGCGGCGUCAUACUCGUAGGUUACAUAUAAAUGAAAAAUAUUUUGAAGUUGAUAAUUUUUGGAAAACGCUAGUUUAGGCCGUAAGAAAUGUUCACAAAAUGGAACCUUCAAACUUACAUUUUCAGGCAAGUUGCAAUGUGGAAAUUUUCACAGGCAUGUUUUGAGAUCAUCGAAUUCAGAAUACUCUUUCAUCAUUUUUAGCGUAAGUUCCAAGAAAUAACACACUCCAUUGCACUUUUAUAACAUAUGGAAAUAAUUCAUCGAAUUUGUGUUAUUUAUUAUUCUAUUUAUUUAUUGUACGUUUUAUUUAUUGUUUUGUAGUAUAAAGAUAAGAGACGAAAUAAAAUGAUGUAACCGUGUUGCAAUUUUUAUAAAAAAUGAAA
This is a messenger RNA of Hermetia illucens (black soldier fly), 2791 nucleotides long. RefSeq lists its product as uncharacterized. Lineage: Eukaryota; Metazoa; Arthropoda; Insecta; Diptera; Stratiomyidae. The transcript is spliced from 5 exons. The record is from RefSeq and is a predicted model, not a curated record. The coding region runs from base 486 to 1787 and encodes 433 amino acids.